AUGGGAUCCAUCAAGGGUCUGUCGCUGAAGAAGCACCUGGGUCGGAAGCAGAAGCAGAACAGGCCGAUCCCGCCUUGGAUCCGCAUGAGGACUGGCUCAAAGAUUAGGUACAACGCCAAGCGGAGACAUUGGCGACGAACCAAGCUGGGCAUGUAA
This is a messenger RNA of Neospora caninum, 156 nucleotides long. Its product is annotated as yali0d05697p, related. Gene Ontology annotation, cellular component: cytosolic large ribosomal subunit; ribosome. The transcript is spliced from 3 exons. Gene Ontology annotation, biological process: translation. The record is from RefSeq and is a predicted model, not a curated record. NCBI's taxonomy places the organism in Eukaryota, Apicomplexa, Conoidasida, Eucoccidiorida, Sarcocystidae. The coding region runs from base 1 to 156 and encodes 51 amino acids. Gene Ontology annotation, molecular function: structural constituent of ribosome.